Molecule: messenger RNA, 2283 nt
Organism: Actinia tenebrosa (Australian red waratah sea anemone)
Lineage: Eukaryota; Metazoa; Cnidaria; Anthozoa; Actiniaria; Actiniidae
Source: RefSeq, a predicted model, not a curated record
CUUGAUCUACAAAACAACACAUACCAACCAAGACAAGCAUGGAAUUCCAAAAACAAUUGAUCAAUCGUUGUAUAGUUUUUAUGAUAUUAUCAUUACAUUUUGACUGCUCUUUCAAAGUCAUCGGCCAUUGUCCCGCAACUGUGAAACACCGUAUCCUGCUUCCAAAAUUUCAGCUUCGAAGACUCAUAGAUACCGAUUGGUUAGGAUGCAUUGUAGCCUGCGAUAAUGAACCAAGUUGCUUUUCCUACAACUUUUGCUUUAGAGAAAUAGAAGACUUGGGCAUUUGUGAUUUGAAUAGGUGUUGGGUUGAAGAGAAUAAGCAUUACGGAAAAGACUCUUUACUAGUCUAUGCUUCAGGUUGUGUCUUCCAACAACUGCCCAAAAAAAUUAGCCAGGGUUUUCCUGUUUGCCAACGAGAGGAAAAACCGAAAGAACCAAGAUGGAUGAAAGUCAACUUAUCCUCCAUAUGCCUCAGCACCACGGCCAAUGUACAAGUCGUCAUGCCAGCUAGUGGUCAAGUCACAGGAAUGAAGCUAGCCUUCGUCAGCGGUUCUAUAACGUGCAACAAAUCCGAUCCUAAAUGUGCUGGAAAGUGGGGGUGUUCGUGCUGUAAAAUCUGUACCCGAGGUUACACAAACAAGAGACUUGACAUCAUAAUUACGAAUGCGAACAACAAUCGUAUAUUCCCAAGCAACAGAUAUCCUUCAAGUCACAACGUUUGGUAUGCUAUUCCAAAUCAAACGAACGAAGAUGAAAACCUCGUGUUUCCUAAUCUUACCGUUCCUCUGACCGUUAAAAGAAAUGAGCCGUUGGUCGUAUGGUACAGCAUUCAUUUAUUGGAUCGCGGGCCAGCUUGGAGCAUAAGCAAUGGAAGAGUCUGCUUCAAUGUUUACGUCUUUUAUACCAAAACGACAGACUAAAAAUAAGAUGGUGAGAUCUAUAGCACCAAAACAAUGAGAAUUCAGCUAGUGAGCAUGCUUGGCGAUUCUCGCUCAUCAACUAAUGACGGCCUGACACUUUCACUGGCGAUUACAUGUACAAAAAGAGAUGCGAGUUGAUUCCCUAAUUCCUUGAAAAAGCUCUAUUAUUAACAGAAGAAGUAGCACCACGAAGUAGAUUGACGAACAGUUUGUAGUUCACAUUCAAAUGUGGGAAAUUAAAUCCAAAAAUCAAUUAUUCAACUAUCAACUUUCAAAAAUUAACUAGACGUAGAUAACUUUUAUUUACUUUAUUCCUGAAAAAUUGAUGUGCCUAUAAAUAGAUUUAAUAUUCUUUUUUUCAGCUAUCUUAUUGUUACUGACCAUAGUUCUAUCCUAAUAGUAAUUAUUUCCAGCACGAAAAAAAGGGGGGAUGGGGGUGGGGGGCUGUGUGGCAAUCAUCACAUUGCUGGAUAUUCUACACAUAGUCGAGGUUAACCACUGCCUGAGUAAUAAAGAAUAGACGAGUUUGGAGUUCCAAAUGACCGCUGUGUUCCUUGAUUACAGACUAAUUUACUCAGGGGUAAGCCUUGAACCAGUGUCUAUAUUGAUGGUUUUCAUUCCCAAGAGAAUAAAAUAACAAAAGACACGGCGGCCAUGUUGGAGGAUAUAACAAAAGAGUUCAUUGACAAUUUUUUUGUUAAGUUCCUCCAACAUGGCCGCCGUGAAAACCCGCAUCAAUUCACAAAUUCCAACGGUUAAGUAAAGAAUGCAAAACUUCAAUUAUAAUACAAACAGUUUGAAAUUCCAUGGCCCUUCAUGCGAACACUUGAAUAUUCUAGUCGAGACUAAUCCCUGCCUGUCGAGUAAUAAAGAACUCGAAGUUUAAGUAUACUAAGAUCAUUUUUAUAGAAACCAAUUUAGUUAAUUUGAUAAUGGUAGUGAACCUAGUUAAUAGAGGGGAAGGGUUAGGAAACCUAUUGUUAUCAGGUCUCUGUUCGCUUGUGAGCCGGGUUGAACCGGUCUUGACCGUGCAAUAUGUUUGAUUUAUGCUCAUCCGAAAUUGCAAAAUAAGCAAACAAACUUUGUCUAUGGGAUCAUUGUAAGGAAUAUUCAAAUAUCUCUUUAAAAUCUUUAAGUAUUUUGAACUAGCAGGCAAAAGAAAGAUUUUGGUCUGUUCACUCAGCAGUUCCCAACAAUGGUAAAACAAAGGAUUGUGCACGGUCACGCUUGAAAAAAGUGAACGAUAACCUAUAACGAUAGUUUCCUAACCAUACCCCUCUAUUAACUAUGUCGUGAAUAAAUAACAAUUUAGCUUAGAAAUAUGUUACAACACUCUUAGAACUGAAUACAUUGUAUUUGUAUA